AUGAAUGGCUCUCUGGUAGGGUCAUCUGCCUCCAGCCUAGACGCAAUCGACUACGACCCCAUCGACCAUCUCAACCUCCUGUUCUCGCACCCCUCCGCCGUCUCCUCCAUUAGCCGAGUCUCGCAGGCGCUCAAGCACCGCCAAGAUGACCUCGAGUACGAGAUCAACACCCUCGAAUCGGCACAGGCCUACGAACCAGACUCGAGCCUGGAGCGGAUGCGGUCGGCGCAGACGGAGCUCGCGCAGCUGUUCCGCAAGAUCGAGACGGUGCGGUCGCGCGCGAUAGAGACGGAGCAGAACAUCACGUCGAUGACGGCCGACAUCAAGCGGCUGGACGGCACCAAGAAGAACCUGACGCUGAGCAUGACGGCGCUGAAGCGGCUGCAGAUGCUGACGACGGCGUACGAGCAGCUGAGGGGCUUGGCCAAGACGAGGCAGUACCGCGAGUGUGCGGGCCUGCUGCAGGCCGUGCUGCAGCUGAUGAAGCACUUCAACAGCUACCGGAGCAUAGAGCAGAUUGCGACGCUGAGCCGAGAGGUGUCGGAGCUGCAGAGGGAGCUGCUGGAGCAGGUGUGCGAGGACUUUGAGAUGGCCUUUACCAAGGGCGAGGUCGGCGCCAAGAGGGGCACCCUGGUGGAGGCCUGCCUCGUCAUGGACGCCCUGGGCGAUUCGGCAAAGGCCAGGCUCGUCGGCUGGUACAUCAACACGGAGCUGCGAGAGUACCGCCAGGUGUUCCGGGGCAACGACGAGGCGGGCAACCUGGACAACAUCGGGAGGCGAUACGCGUGGUUCAAGCGCAUGAUGAAGACGCACGAGGACGAGCACGCCGCCAUCUUUCCUGCGCACUGGCGCGUCAACGAGACGCUGGCGACGGCAUUCUGCGACGGCACGCGGGACGAUUUCAAGGGCAUCCUGGAGCGCAGCAUGCGGCGCCCCGACGGCAACAAGAUCGACGUCAACCUACUCCUUGCGUGCCUACAAGAGACGCUCAAUUUCGAGCAGAGCCUCGAUAAGCACUUCUCAAGCGACGCGAGGGCCAGCAUCGACACGCUGAGCUCGACCGAGGAGAAGUCGCAUACGUUCAAUGGGCUAAUAUCGGUGGCCUUUGAGCCGUAUCUGAGCCUCUGGGUCGAGUCGCAGGACAAGCAGCUGGCUGCCAUGAUACCGAAAUACCGCACACAGCCGCUCAUCCCGCCAGAGGAAGAGUUUACGCCGCAGGCCGUCAUCUCUUCCGCCCUGGAGCUUUUCCACUUCUACAAACUGACCCUCUCCCAGUGCGCGAAGCUGUCUACGGCCGACCGCCUACUAGAUCUCUCAAAGAUUCUGGCCAAGUAUCUAGAUGAGUACGCUCAGCAGGUGCUGCUACGAAAGCUACAGUCGAGCGGGCAGAAGAGCCCCUCUAUGCAUGAUGCCGUCCUCGUCCUAAAUACGGCAGACUUUUGGCACAUCAACACGAACCAGCUGGAGGAGAACAUCAAGAAGCGCAUCGACCCGGAGCUGGUGGCCAAGGUGGACCUGUCGUCGCAGUCUGACGCUUUCCUGGGCGUGGCCAGCGCCGCCGUGCUCGCGCUGGUGCGGAUUGUCGAGCUGGACUGCGAGGGUGUCUGGCGGGAGAUGAAGAAUACCAACUGGAGCACCAUGGAGAGCGCGGGCGAUCAGAGCUCCUGGGUGGGCGAGCUCGUCAAGCACGUCAAUGACAAGGCGGCGGAGAUUCUGGGUAUUGUGACGAAGCAGCAGUACGCGAGGGCUUUCUGCGACAACCUGGUCGAUCACUUGGCGACAGCGUUUAUCAACAAUAUUGUACAGUGCCGGCCAAUAUCCGAAGUUGGGGCACAGCAGAUGCUUGUUGACAAGUACGCACUCACAAAGUCGUUCGAGAACCUGAUGUCGUACCACAACCCAUCUCCAACACCGCAAGCACCAUCAGCGACUUUUGUGAGGCGAGUCGAGCAGAGCAUGAACCGGAUGGACCCCCUACUCAAGACGCUGCAAGUGCGGCCAUCGCCUCCAGAAGGCCUUGUGCAGGCGUAUCUCAUUCACAUUGCAGAUCGCUCCGACACAAACUUCAAGAAGAUCCUGGACCUCAAGGGCGUGCGCAAGAUGGACCAGGCUCACCUGAUUGAGCUGUUUGGCAUACACCGCGACAGCAGCUCCAACGCGAAGUUGGCGCAGAACUCGCCGCUGCUGACGCCUCUAAUGCUGUCGUCGAGCCUCAGCAGCACCAGCGCCAUGGGCGCAAUCAACACCGCGUCAUCCUCGCUGGCGGGCGGUUCGGCGGCCCGAUUCGACGCUGGGUCGCUGGGCGAGAAGCUGCUCAGCGCGGCGAGGGACAUUAGCAACACGGGGCAGAGCGGCUCGGACAAGGCCACGAUCAAUGAGAAUCUGAGGAAUUUUGGAAAGUUCUUUAGGAGGGAUAUCAGUGGCAUUGGGCUUAAGUUUGGCAUGCGUGACGGAGGCGAGGACUCGCAGCGAUGA
Molecule: messenger RNA, 2475 nt
Organism: Trichoderma citrinoviride
Lineage: Eukaryota; Fungi; Ascomycota; Sordariomycetes; Hypocreales; Hypocreaceae
Product: golgi-associated retrograde protein complex component
Exons: 3
Coding region: 1-2475 (824 amino acids)
Biological process (GO): retrograde transport, endosome to Golgi
Cellular component (GO): GARP complex
Source: RefSeq, a predicted model, not a curated record